UUCAACUAAUCAGCCUAAGCUCGCCAGUUGGCCCUCUCACCAGUUCUAUCCCCAGCUCUACUCCCCUCUUGUCCACAUCCACCAUGCCGCCUAUUCCCGUCACCAUUCAUUCCCGCCCCAGCGCGUCUAAAAGCGUCAUGGGUCUCCAGUCAAAUUCUUCCAGUCACAACAGAUCUCUCACGACGAAUCGCUCAGCACCAAAGUACUACACUAUCACUACUACGACGACGACGACGACGAAUAUAUUCAACCUCACUCCCGCUCAACCUCCCGUGAUUGUCCUUCCGACUGCUUCCUCCUCCGGAUCAUCCUCGACCCCUUCACCCAUUCUGACCACUAUCACCAUCAAAUCGUCUUCUCAGCGUCGCAAAGCCAAAGUCUAUCGUCCUUCUACCAAUGUCGCUGUCGCAUCCCUCACUCCCCUUCUACAGCCCAUCGUCACGCGAUGUCUUCCGCUGAAACCCGACGUCUCCCCCGCUUCAUCACACACCGCCCUCCCCUCCCCUCCUCCGGUGACGAAAAGGGGAACCGUCGGUAAUUAUGCCUUUAAAAAAUCAUAUCGGCCUCCACCACCACCACCCUUGACCCAUAUUAUUCACCCUUACUCUCGUCGAUGGGACACGACGAAUGACCGAUCGCCCAACCCAUCGCCUAGAGAAGUCGCCAAAGCUCAGCGUUUAGAGUUGGAAAAAGUCAAAGUGCGGGAAGAAUCAGCGGCCAUUGCCAGAGCCGCAGCGGCGGCAAAGAGAAAACGAGGCAAGGCCAAAUCCACGACAAAGAAUAGCGCCCCAACCUCAAAGUCGGAAAGCCCACCGGACAAGACUGUAGCGUUGGAAGAUGGUGUCCCCGUCAUCACCAAUGAGCCAGCCUCUAGCAAGGGAUCUCCAACGCUCACUGCUCCCACACCAAGCGCAUCCACGAUUCCACCUCGCGCUGGGCUCAAACGUACUCGAUCCAUCGGACUCGGCAUUUCCACCACCGCGGCCAACAGUGCCAAUGGUCAAAUGGCCGUUGGAAGUCCUCUCAGAUCUGUCACUGGACCGAUCUCCCCAGAAGACGAAUCAAGAGACGCCAAACGGACCAGACUAGGCGAAUCUGAAUCCGGUCGAAUCUUCAGAAGGGGUAGCUCUGGUUCGCCAGUGGUCCCUACCCAAGGUCUCCCAGGUCCUUCCCUCAGGCGUGCAUCCGCCAAUGGCCUCACGAGCGAAGCGAUAGCCAUGAGGCGAGCUGUAUCCGCCACAACGUUGGCUCAACAGACCGUCAACGGAGGUCAAAGCAUGACCAGGACGGGAAGCGUGGGCUCCACAUCUAGUCUUGGAGAAGCUCUGGCCUCGGGAAGAGACAGAGCGAGACGAGAGGUGACUCUACCGGGGAGAUUGAGAGAUUACGAGAUGCGAGCGGGGACCGCAACAUAGCGUCGUCAUUGAUCGAGUAGCUUACCUAUACUGGGACACCACCCUAUACACAUAACCACAUUUCCAGGUCUCACUUCCACACGUUCCGAACUUUUACCGCAAUACUCCUCGCUUCCACCCUGUUGUUUCCUGUCUUACGAAUUGGUCUUCACACCAUACCACCCCUGUUUCUGUGGCACAUCGUCUAUACAUCUUAUACGUUCUAUUCUUUGUAUCUUGUUUUCUCUGCAUGAACUGGAGUUGAUUGCUUCGGCGACAC
Molecule: messenger RNA, 1674 nt
Organism: Kockovaella imperatae
Lineage: Eukaryota; Fungi; Basidiomycota; Tremellomycetes; Tremellales; Cuniculitremaceae
Exons: 2
Coding region: 84-1415 (443 amino acids)
Source: RefSeq, a predicted model, not a curated record